Messenger RNA from Saccostrea echinata, 4933 nucleotides. RefSeq names its product long-chain-fatty-acid--CoA ligase ACSBG2-like. Gene Ontology annotation, cellular component: membrane; endoplasmic reticulum. The transcript has 16 exons. NCBI's taxonomy places the organism in Eukaryota, Metazoa, Mollusca, Bivalvia, Ostreida, Ostreidae. Bases 53 to 2203 code for a protein of 716 amino acids. The record is from RefSeq and is a predicted model, not a curated record. Gene Ontology annotation, molecular function: long-chain fatty acid-CoA ligase activity.
UUUUUUUAUAGAAUAAGAAAGGACUGUAUAGUAGAGAAGCACCUGAUACAGAAUGGCAGAAUUGGCAGAUGGAGGGGAUGGAACAGUUAGACUGGAAUCAGUCAAAAGCAAACCAGCAGAUUCUGUGGUGAGAGAGAAUGGGGACGUCCAGGAGAACAAUAACAUUACUGGUAAACAGAAUACUGAGGGUGGUGGUGGCGAGCCAGCCAGUGGGACAGAACCACCAAGUGGUGCCAAAGCAGGCAUUAGCAAAGAUUUAGAUGAUUUGGCUCCAGCUGCAAACUUUAUUGUGACAAAGGGAGAUGAGGCAGUCAAACUACGCAUGAGUGAAUCAGGGUAUGGUUCAGAGAAGCCUGUUACUGUACCGUCGAUGCUGUAUCAGACAGUUCAGAGAGUGCCAGCCCAUCCUGCAUUGGCUGUGAAACGUGGUGGGAUAUGGGUGAAGUGGACCUAUGAGCAAUACUUUAAUGACACUCGAAAGGCAGCUAAGGCUCUCAUAAAGCUUGGAUUAGAACCAGUUCACGGAGUAGGAAUUUUGGGUUUCAAUGCACCAGAGUGGUUUAUUGCUAACAAUGGUGCCAUAUUUGCUGGGGGAUUUUCAGUGGGAAUUUACACCACAAACAACCCUGAGGCCUGUAAGUAUGUGGCACUGAAAGCUAAAUGUAAUGUCAUAGUGGUGGAGAACAAUCAACAACUGAAAAAAAUUCUCCAAGUUUGGGAGGAGCUGCCCGAUCUGAAAGCUGUGAUACAGUAUUCAGGAGAAGUGGCAGAGAAAAGAGAAAAUCUGUAUUCGUGGAAAGAAUUUAUGGAGCUAUCCAGUGAUGUUACAGAUGACGUGUUACAACAGCGACUUAGCCUACUGGCGCCCAACAAAGCCUGCUCCUUAAUCUUCACUUCAGGAACCACAGGAAACCCCAAAGGAGUGAUGCUUUCACAUGACAAUCUAACCUGGACAGCAGGAAUAUUAGCCACUAAGUUCAAAGUCAUCAUGGAUGCUGAAGUUGUGGUGACUUAUCUCCCCCUGAGUCACAUAGCAGGGCAGAUUGUAGACAUAUACAUUCCAAUGAAAUUUGGUGCCACUGUUUACUUUGCAAAGCCUGAUGCACUAAAGGGCUCACUGUUAACUACUCUAAAGGAAGUAAGACCCACAGCCUUCCUUGGUGUCCCCAGAGUAUGGGAGAAAAUGAUUGAAGGAAUGAAACACAGAGCCAGAGAGUUUGGAUUCCUGAAGAAAAAAUUCAGUGCUUGGGCAAAGGAUGUUGGCUACAGGACCACAUUGGCAGAGAUGAACCAUGAACCUGUCCCAGGAACUUUUUCAAUUGCCAACUUAUUGUUAAAAAAGGUGAAAGUGGAUUUAGGCUUUGACCGUUGUAGAUUUUACUUGUCAGGGGCAGCUCCUAUUAUGAAAGAAACCAUUGAGUUUUUUUAUGGCUUACACAUACCACUUCUGGAAGUGUAUGGAAUGAGUGAGAAUUCAGGUCCACACACCUGUUCUCGCCCAGACAAAUUCAGGACUUGUAGUGUGGGCACAGAACUCCCAGGGGUGAAGACAAAACUGGCAGAUAUAGAUCAGGAGGGAAAUGGAGAGAUUUGUAUGUAUGGCAGACAUGUUUUCAUGGGAUACCUAGAUGAUGAAGAGAAAACAAAGGAGGCAUUUGAUGAUGACCUUUACCUUAGGUCAGGGGAUAUUGGAAAGAAAGACAAAGAUGGAUUCUUGUUCAUCACAGGAAGGAAAAAAGAGCUGAUAAUCACUGCUGGGGGAGAGAACAUAGCCCCGGUCCUGAUCGAAGACAACGUCAAGGAGUGCCUCCCCUGUGUUUCUAAUUGUAUAUUGAUUGGGGAUAAGAGAAAAUUCCUUUCCAUGCUCAUCACAUUGAAGGUGGAUGUUAAUCCUGACACAUUAGAACCUACAGAUAAUUUAACAGCUUUAACUGUUGACUGGGUUAAAGCUCAAGGCAGUGAUUCCACUAAGGUAUCGGACAUCCUAAAUAACAAAGAUGCUGUUAUCCUGCGAGCCAUUCAACAGGGUAUAGACAAGGCCAAUGAGAGAGCCAUCUCCAGGGCUCAGAAAAUACAAAAAUGGUCCCUGCUUCCUCGAGAUUUCUCUAUUCCUGGGGGUGAACUAGGUCCUACAAUGAAAUUAAGGAGACCCAUUGUGCACAAAAUGUAUGCAAAAACAAUUGAUGCAUUUUACGAAGAGUAAUGAAAUUAUACAGUAUUCUGACUUCUGUAUGGGCAUAUGUUAUCAUUCAGGAUGAUGCACUGUUUAACAGCUAAGGGAUUUAGUCAAAACACACAUUAAAAUCAUGUUCAUUCAAAGAAUGAGUGGAUUUAAGACUCCUGAAAAAAGCAUAAACUGAGGUUUCAUAAAAUGUUUAUUUCUUUCCAUAAUAUAAAUCACUGAUAUCUUAACUGUGUGUUCUCGAUACAUACAUGAAUUUGAAAAGUUCUUUACAAGGAAAAACAAAUAAAAACGUAAGAGCCCAGAGGAUUCCUUGAAUAUCAAUAGGUAAACAGGGUCAAACUUUUUUAAUGUCUUAAUACAUAGUUAGUUUGCUUUUCUUAAGAAAACUGUAGUUAUAUAUUGAACAAAAUAAUGUCAUAUUAAAAUGAGAUAAGCUAACAAACUUGUGCGAAAACUUAAUUUUACAAAAAUAUGUUCAAAACAAAAGUGAUUCUUCCAUAUUGAUGCUAGAUAGUUACAUUACAAUAUGUCUGAGUUAACCUUUAUUUGACCUUGAUUGACCUGUUAGAAUAUAAUUCAUCAUGUGCUGUCCAACUGAGAGUGUACUUGUCAAUACAAUUAUUCCAAAACAUGACCUUGAUCUAAUUCAGAUCUGAGAGCAUGUUUGAUGGGUAUGCUGUUUGAAGAAUUUAGCAAAUUAAAUCCCUUGUUAUCAUGGUUAUAAUUUUCUGUGUCCUCACUAAUCUUUUAAUUUAGUAAUUGUUGUAAAAUAACUAAUACCAUAAUGAUAUACUGUACAUAUUAGAAUUUCUAGAGAGAGAGAGAGAGAUGAAGUUGAUCGAUAGCUCUGCUUCUAUAAUAUUGAUUAGGUGACCUAAAAACCACUCGGGGUAGAUUUCAAAUUCAGGAUGGCAACACUAAUAUAUCAUUUCUUUUAAUUUUGAUUCAUGACAUCAAAUCAUUGCUUUUGUACAAAUGUUCUAUGUAAUAUAAUUAUUUAAAUUCAAUUUUGCUAUUGCUUGUAAAAUAUUUUGGAUUCACUUCAUUUACAGGAAUUGCGAACUUACCUCAAAUAUGACUUUAAGUCCACUCAUUAUUUGAAUAGGAUUCAAUUGGUUGUUAAAACUGUGUACACUUCACAAUGUAAAAAAUAUUGUUCCAACAAGUGCCUUAUUGAAGAUGUACAUGUAUAAGCAAUUUGUUAAUUCCUGUGCUUACUUGUGUGAAUAUUGGAGUUAUAAGUUUUCAUUGCAAAUUAAGACGUGUUUUCAGGUUUGGUUUAUCUUAGUCUUAACAGUUCUUUUCCACAUAUUUAUCAGCUUUUAAUCAGUUGUUCAGUUCAGUCAAUUGUUACAAAUCACUUGAGCCUCUUAAGAAUGUGACACAUAUAAAGAAUUUACCUUAAUCAGACUGUAAAGAUUCUAAGGUGAUAAAUUAAAAUUACUCAUCUUGCAUCAAAUGAAAUGCAUUUCAUUAAAUUUUUUUCUGUAAUCUAUAUGUAUGUCCAGGUUUUAAUUUAAAAUUCUACAGUUAAUGUGGUCCAAAUCUUUCUAAUUUUUUUUUUUUAUUUUAAUGGAUUUCUAACUGAAUCUCGCAUACAGCAUUCUGUGAUUUCUUUGUAUAACUGCAUACUCAGUGAUGUAGUUUUGUACCAAAGAGAAAAACCAAAGUUUCUAAUGUAUUUACUUAUACUAAGGAGCCUCUAGCAUAAAAAAUAUUGUUAUAUCAAGAUGUACUGUAAACUAAUUUUAAUUUGUUAUAUUUUUUAUCUUAUUUUUUUUUUUAUAUUUCAAUAUAGUAAAACAAUGUUCCAUCAAACAUGCUUCUUCCAGCAAAAUGAUCUCCUUCCUAGUAAUUUUUAAACAUAUGAACUUAUCAGUUAAAAUAAAUAGAAAUUGUUCUUCCCUUGCACUUUCCAAAAGAAUACAGAAAUGUUUGAUAAAUACAGUAUACAUUUAGCAUGAACACGAGUAAAGCAAAUUCACAUAUAUAGCUAAGUUCUUUUCAAAUUGGGAUCCCCAGCAAAAUUCCUGUAUCAGUUCCUUGAAAAAGUUUAUGGUUACAACAACUCUGCAGAUAUAAAGAAUUUACGGAAAAAGCAAACUGAUUUUGCAUCCCUAGAGGUUAAAAUUAACAUUUACAUCUUUUAUUAUAAUGAAUUUCUAAAGAUCACAAAAUUCAAAAUAUUAAACGGACAUUUUUUGUAAGUAUUCAUUUUUGAGAAUUUAAUUCUUAAAAAAGACUUUCAUAAUCUAAGAUAUUUAAUACUUCCUUGAACAUUUUUGGGAGUCAAACUUUCGGGAAAACAUAUUAUGAAUUCUGCUUUUACAAAUUUGUUAUGUAUAUAACAGCAGAUAUUGGAUAUAUUGAAGUAAAUUCACAGGUCCCCUGGACUUCACUAUAACCAAGUUUUACUGUAAAUAGCGAGAAAAUGAUAUAUACACAGCAAUAACUUGAUAAGCACUAUUGUAAAAUGCAUAUUACAUUACAAGUAGUCUUUUUUGAAUGCAUGUAUUAAUUUUAUAUUAAAUAUUAAAAAAAAAAACAUGAUGAGAAAUAAACCAAAAUACAAAUGGGAAAGAUGAACAGGAAACAAACCAACUCUUCUCAAUUUUAUGUGUGAAUAUUAUAUUCUGUUAUGUAAAAAGGAAUUUACAUUGGAGUUAGUUAGGUUUUGUUGACUUGUAUUUCUUAAAUUGUAGCAGAAUAAAGUAUGACCCAAUAAAAAAUCUAUACCCGGUACUGUUA